Carassius carassius (crucian carp) is the source of this 10645-nucleotide messenger RNA. RefSeq lists its product as uncharacterized. The record is from RefSeq and is a predicted model, not a curated record. The transcript has 4 exons. Gene Ontology annotation, cellular component: ruffle membrane; adherens junction. NCBI's taxonomy places the organism in Eukaryota, Metazoa, Chordata, Actinopteri, Cypriniformes, Cyprinidae. Bases 420 to 6260 code for a protein of 1946 amino acids. Gene Ontology annotation, biological process: positive regulation of blood vessel endothelial cell proliferation involved in sprouting angiogenesis.
GCUCCGCAUUAGUGCUGGCGUACCGAGCUCCACUAAAUGUCAAAUCAAGCAGCAAUUCCACGCGCGUCUGACGUCAACAACGGCGAAGGAAAAUAAACUUCGCGCACACUUCGGGAGAAACCAUUUUCGCCAACGCUGUUUUUUCUCCUUCCGCUUAGAGAGGAGGAGAGCCCGCUGAUAUAGGCAUGCUCAGCUGAAGCGUCCUGCAGCCUCUGACGCUGGGCGCAGGCGAACUGCGACGGCCGCGCCAAACGAGCUCCAGUGAUGGCCUCUGCUGAGCAGCUGUGUCCCCGCCUGCUGCACCAGCACUGCCCAUAGGCCACACAUACAUACACAUAUACACAUUUACACACGCCUUUGGGCUCCCUUUCCAACUCCAUCCAUACACACACACACACACACACACACACACACACAUCAUGUACAGUGUGGAGGACCUGCUGAUCUCUCAUGGAUACAAACUGCCCAGGAGCGGCCCUGCCUCCUCCUCUUCCGCUGCGCCUUAUGACAAUCGAAACAACGAAUAUCGUCGUGAUAAUGUAGAGAACCGGCCUGCUGCUGGUGGUGGUGGUGGUGGAACUCUGAAUGGAUUUGGGACAACGGAGGGGGGAGCAGAAGCAGGCACAGGGGUGUACAGGCCGGCUCCGGUGAAGGCUUGCCCAGAGAACAACAACAACAUUAAUGAGGGCCAUGAAAGGAUUCAUCGGAGAUUGGAGGUUCCUGUUGCUUUCCUUGGUGAACUGCAACCUCUGGGUGACUCCCUAGCUACAGACAGUGGGUUCUAUGAUGCUCCAAGCCUGACAUUCUCUGAACAUGCAGAUGAGCGAGAUAUUUCAUUCUGGAGAAGGAGGGGACAGGACUUCAGUGCUCUUUUGGACUAUGCUGAUCCCAGGGAACUCAGAGUGUCUGGAGGAUUGUGGAGAGGUCCAGUACUAGCCGUUGAAGAGCUGAGGGCUGAGAGGCCACUGGCACGCUGGGAGGAAGGCCCAUGGAUACGGGAACCUAUAGACUCAGGCCCAGAGACUCUACGUGUGACUGGAGAGAGAAAAUGCCAGAGCCUGGGAACAGAGGAGUGGCGCCCAGCAGUGGGCUUGGGCCGGCAGCUGUCAGAUGGGGAGGCUGAACAUUGGUCUCAGGAGCAGCAACACCAUCUGCGACCAGCAGAGGGUAGUGUGUCCACCACAGUGCGAGCCAAGUCUCAGUCGCUCCCUCGAGUCCUUUCACCAGAAGAUCCCCACUAUGGAGAACUGCCUCAAACCGGUGCCCCAAAUCACCCACCUACACAAAGAAGCAGCAGCUCUGCUCCAUACAGUCGAUACCACAGUGAGUGGCCAGCAGGGGAAAGGUGGAGUGGUCAGACACAAAGUCAUGCAUCUUCUGCAGUUGUACCAAAGCCACGGUUCAGCCGCCCCGUCAAGCCCCCGUCUUAUGAGACUCACCAGCAAAACAGGGGGAGCUUGGAAACAUUGUCCUCUGAACCUGUGUCCAAAGCCAGAGACCGCUCAGUGUGUUUCUCUCAGACUUUUGAACCACUCAGAGACCGGUCUGGAUGUUAUUCUCAGAGUGCAGAGCCUCUAAGAGAUCGGUCCAUUUGCUUUUCACAGAGUGCAGAACCAAUUCGAGACCGCAUGCUGAGCCACUCUCAGAGUGUUGAACCGCUAAGAGACAGAUUUGUCAGUCAUUCACAGAGUGCAGAACUACUGCGUGAUCGUUUUUUCAGCCACUCGCAUAGUGCCGAUCUUUUACGGGACCGAUCCCUUUGUUACUCUCAGAGCUCAGAACUGCUACGAGACCGGUCCAUUUGUUACUCCCAAAGUGCAGAGCUCCUGAGACCAGAAUCGUACAGGACAGAUCUAUUUUACCAUGAACUGACUGGUAUGGAGCCCCCUGGUUACAUCCCACCCCCCUCCUACAGGAGAUUCCUGCCACCAAGGAGUGGACAGAACUACCGAGCAGAUUCUGCUCUUGUCCGAUGGAAACGUGAGCCUGUGAGUGCAGAGAUGGGCCAGUGGUUUUCUAGGACUUCAGGAUUGUCAUGGUCAGAACGGCGUGAAGAUAGGAGCAUGGCAGUAGUUCCAAGAAGGUCUGUGCAUCCAGGGCCUGUUGUACCUAGCCGUCCAGGACUUGUGCAGUAUGUCCCAUUUGAAGACCCGCGUAUCAGGCACGUCUCAGGGGGCCCCUGUGGAAACUCGCUCACAGACGCGGACAAGAUCCGACACGUCAACAAAGAGCUUCCCUGCGCUGCAACUUUAGGACAAUCCACACAUGAUAGUGCCUUUCUCUCUUCACAGGGACCGAAUCUUAGCACGGAUACUAACAAACCGGCUCUCACUGAACAGGAGAAUACUAACCGCUGGCACAAGGGGAUGAACAAAGGCAGUGAAACUGUAGCACCUGACCAGAGCUGUGCAAAGUUCCCCCCAGCCUUUCAGCUCAGACCCCUGCAACCAAUCAUUAAAACAGACAGAAGUACAGACCAACAGACUAGAGCAGACAGAAUCACUGACCAAGUCAAGGUUGAGAGAGUAACAGAGCCUGUCAAAGCUGAGAGAGGUGCUGAACAGACAAAAACAGACCAGGUCAAAGUAACAGAGCAAGUGAAACCAGAUCGAGUUACUGACCUAAUUAAAUUAGAUAAGCCUACAGAGCAAGUAAAGCCGGACAGGAUUACAGACAAACAAGUAAAGGUGGAAAGAUUAACUGACCAGAUACAAGUAGACAGAAUACCAGAUCAAGUCAAAGUCGACAAGUAUACCGACAAACAAAUUAAGCCUGAGGUCAAAGCGGAGAAAAUCCCUGAAAAGCUCAUAAAAGCAGACAGAACUUCAGACAGGCAAAGUAAAGCUGAACGACUCUUAGAGAAGCACUUGAAGAUCGAUAGAAUUUUAGAAAAACAACUGAAAGCAGAUAAAAUUUUAGAAAAACAGUGUAAAUUUGAAAAAUUUACUGACAAGUUAAAUAAGUCUGACAAGCAGGCUAAAGGAGACAGCAGUACAGACCAGAUGAAAUCGGACCAGAUCACUGACAAGUCUGGAAAAGCUGACAAAUCCUUGGAUAAAGGUUCCUCAGAGAGUGUUUCAACAGUAAAGACAGAACCAGUCCAGGAACCUGAGAAAAAGAGUGUGAAAAAGAAACUCAGUGAGACCAUCUUCUGCCUUGUGUCCGUGCCACUUUCGCAGUCCAGUACAAAAUCUCGAGAUCAAAACAACAAUGAAGAGAAAGAACCAGACUCUCCUCCAAUUCCUCCUCCUCCUCCACCAAGUUCCUCCAGCGAAAACAGCAACACCCUCAGCUCCCUGCCAAACCAAAGCCUCAAAAGCACAUCCACCACCUCCACUGACUUAGAGCUACAAGCACUCACACUUGGCAGUGGGACCAGUAGCAUAGCCACAAGGAGAGCUCAUCGCAGAAGGAACUCACGCUCUAGGAUCAUUAAGCCAAAUCCACAUGAUGAGCUCCGACGCUAUUCUGGGGCUUGGCCUGGGGACCAGUACCGUGAUCAGGAAACCCAAACAAGCCCCGAGCCCACAAAGAACAAUGCAAAUCCAGGCCCCAACAAUACAGAAGCACAAGAUGCUCCUGCUGCCCCAGAGGUAACUCCUGCUGAGACUACAUCGGUGGCUCCAGGGGCUGCCCCAGGGGCCAUUGGGGCUUCGUCAGCUCCACCGGCUCCAUCGGUUCCAUCAGUUCCACCGACUCCAGCAGCUCCACCGGCUUCAGGAGCUCCUGACCCCGGCACCCCUUAUGGGUAUCCCAUGAAGGGCCAGAAAAGCCUAAAACCCUCCAGCAACAGUGCUUUUUCACGGACAGGUACCUUCUCCAAGAGCACAGGUUCUCACAGACCUCCAUUACAUCCCCCGUCUCACCCUCCACCCCCUCCUCCAACCCAACCACCAUCUCAACCUCCUCCUCCUCCACCAACACAGCUUCCAGCUCAGUCCCCACCAUCAGAUCUUACUGAAGAGGCGAAGUCAGCCACAGGGCCAAACCCAGAGGCAUUAGGCCAGUUCUUGCUGAAGCCAGUGAGCCGGCGGCCGUGGGAUACCAUUGAGGAUCUUGAGACCAUCAAUAAGGAGGCGCAAGACCAAGCAGGUAAACGCCCCAGUGUGGACCAGUGCAUUGAGGAUCUCAACGAGGCCUACAAAGAUAUCCUUGAGCUCAGCACUGCCAGCAAUAACCUUCCCAACCGCUCCUCCAUGCAAAUCCCUGACCGCAUUAAAUCCAGGUUAUCUUCAGAUUCACUUGGAAUUCCUGCAACCGCUCUUCGACCAAGCUUGGUGCCUGGAAGUGACCCAGAAUACCGGGAGGUGAAGAGUGCCUUUUCCCGACCAUCAACUGGGAAGAGUGUGAGCUUCAGCAAACAGCUAAGAGAGGAGAUUUGUCCUGCUCCUCCCCCACCAGAACCAGGUUUCAGAGAUUACAAAACAGUUAUGUCCCAGAUAACCCAACGCAAAGCCUGCAGAUCAGUGAAGCUGGAUAUUCCUGCCCCCAAAGAGACUCAAAGAGAUGACGAUUUGACUGCACAAACCUCCUCCACCUCUUCCAUGGCAGCCGAGAUCCCAUGGGCAGACAGACAGCCCAUGCAAGAUGCUUCCACUCUAACCAGCCCCCCAGACUAUGAGCACAUCUGUCAAACUCUCCAAAUGGCCCGUGAAUCUGGGGCUGUUAGCCGAUCUUCUAUAAAAUCCAAACCAGGAAGUGCCAUGAGCAUAGAAACCCCACAGCAUGUGCCCAUACCUGGUAGACCUCCCAUAGAUUCUGAGCAGCCAUGUUGUUCUUCAGCAUUAGAAGUGAGACAGGGGCCAAUGGCAUUAUUCAGGGAUGAAAGGAGCUCAGGUUUUAGGAGGGUAACAAGCCACACUAACAGGUUCCUUAGCAACAGGGGUGUGCUUGGUAGCCUUGCAACGGGAAAGCCUGUUGGUGACAAAGCAGGUUUAGAGGCUAGCCCAGAAGUACCUGCUGACUGGCAGAUGCAGCUUUCAUUAGCUGAAAAGCAUAUUGCUACUCUGAUCACAGGAAAGGGUUCAGCAGAGAACCUUGAUGAGUCAAACAUGGUUAAAGGUGAUAAAGACAUUCCUGGCAGUGAGUCAGUUGAGGAUGAAGUGAGCAACACUUUAGCCACUGAAAUGAAAGAAGAUUCUGCCAGUGCUGAGCAGAAACAUAAUGAAAUCAAAAAGAAAGAAACAGAGCAAACGGAGAAACCUGAAAGCCAACAAUCUGAAGUGACAGAGAAAGUGAAAGAAGAUGAAACUUCUAGGAAAAAGAUGCAAACAGAGCAAGAGUGCUGUGUUACCGAAGGAACAGAGCAAAAUAGUGAUAUUAACUCAGAGGCAAAUAAAGAACCAAAUGUGAUCUUGAGGGCAAAUAAAACUGCAAUGUGGACUAAUUCAGGUUUAGAAUCAGAGCUACGUCCUGAAUUUCCACCAGAUCACCUUCCCCUUUCUGUACUUCCUACAACUAAUCGUAGAUUAUCUCUAGGGUUGGAUUGGGAGAGAGGUGGGUGGGAAGGGGAAAGUUUGGGUCAAGGUGGUUUCUGGUCCAGAGAGAGGCGGUCCCUUGAUGCUGAAAGAUGGGAUGUUGGUGUAGAGAGAUGGGGUUUAGACAAUGAUAGACAGGAAGGAGGUGGUGAAAAACGGGGUCUGGGGGGUUGGCGUGGAUGUGGGAUUGAUGGGCAAGGCACAGAUGAUUCAGACUGGGAAUUAGAUAAAAAUACCCAAGACACUGUUGAUAAAGAUGCAGAUUCAGACACAAAACAGAAAAUACUUAAGCCUGAGCAGGGUCAUAGCAGUCCAGUCUCUAGCACUGAUGAAGUGGAAAAAUAUAAAAAGCAUGUUGUUGCUAGCCAAUGCAUUGAAAAUGGCCGGAGUCAAGGUCCAGGUGAAGGUCAGGUUUCAAGUGUAGAUAGACGGAGCCGUGGACUUUCCCAAAGAAUAGAGGCUCUUUUUACAGCCCCGCCUGGGCAUGGCUCAGAGGAGAGACUUGCCCGCAUGAGGGAGGUGGACACUGUAUCACGAAUGAGAAGCCUUAGCCUCCGUAGCUCAGACUCUUGGGAUGGACUGCAUGGGGUGGGAAGGUGGGUAGAUUAUGGAUGGGAGAAAGAAGGCCCCCUUCCUGGCCCACAGGAUUCUUCAAAAAUCACAAAGGUAGAGGAUAAAGAGGGCAGUGCCCACCCUGCAGUCACAAGUGAACCUAAAGAAAAAAAAGACGACCAGACAACCCUAAAAGAGUCACAGGAGCCCAGCCAGGUGGAGAGGUCGUAGCUGAACCCUAGAGGUCAGAGGUCAUCUAACUAAGGGCCAGCCUCCAGCACUGUGACCUGGCUGUCUGUUACAUGCCUUCAUCCUCAUAUGCUAUUGAAACAUCCUCAGACAUUGCCACACAUAUAUACACAACAUUAGACACAAACACACUGAGCGAUGCAUCUCUCUUUAAUAGACACGUCUGUGCAUUAACACACACAAACUGACACACAAUCACUCAAAGUCAUUGUCAUGUAUGCUGACGCUCACGUGCAUUCAGAACACAUUUAAACACCUAACCACACUGAGACAUCUGAAAUGGCCUUCUACUCCGACAAGAGCAUUGUGUAUCAACUCCACUCCACGCCCACUCAGUUCCAGCUCUGCUGGCUCUCUAAGUGUUGCUGUGCCACUGCCAGAAGGAGGUUCCCAAUAAUGCCCCACCACCUUCAUAUAUUACAGUUCUCAUCAUGCCCCAUUUUUCUUAAUUUUGUGCCCUUGACAUAUAUCUUUUCCCUGCAAUUUCUGUAAAAGUUGGUUAAUUGGACUUUAUCUGGUGCGUUACUCAGCAAAACGUUGAAAAUGUUGUUGUGUGACCAAGAAACAAACAAACAAAACACUUUACUGUCUUUUGUAAAAAAAAAAAAAAAAUAGACUGUUUAAAAAGUAUUACAGAACUUUAAUAUAAUAAGAAGCAGUUUAAAACCAGCUACAAUCUCUUAUACUGUCAUAUCUCUUGCAAACAACCUAUCAUCCUCACAACUGUCUUUCCUUCCUCACAUCUUUGCAUGUUCCUUGCCUCAAUCAGUUUUUUUAAAAAGACCUUAGUUUUCUCACUAACCCUUCAUUACACUAACCUUAUGUACAUCUCAUGAAUUUCACAUUUGUCUAGACAGUGUUAUCUCUGCGCUCCAAUGUUUUGCUAAUAACUGGCAAAAUAGCUAUUUGUGUAAGCCCUCAUCACACUUACAAUAUCAUCCCACCAGUAUUAACAGUCUUGUCCUUAUAAUCAAGAUCUUGUGCUACACUUCUUAAUUACUAUGACCACAAAUGAUUUACAUUGUCUUUGCACCUUAUUGAGUUAAUAAUGUCUACCAACUGACUGAUAUCAUCCCACACUAGCAUACACUCUUGAAAACAAAUGUUCUUUAUUGAUUUCAAUGAUUCCAUGAAAAACAUUUCCUUUCCAUUGAACCUUUCCAUUCCACAUAAGGUUCUUUAUAGUGAGAAAAAGAUUCCUUAGAUUUUUAAAAUGGUCUUCAAACUAAGAAAUAAUCUAUUCUUUUAAGAACUGAUUACAGAAAGGUUCUUUUAUGGCGACCCCCUUUCUGAAGCUUUAUUUUUAAGAGUGUAUACAGUAUGUGUGUCUGAGCGUUCUUGCUGAAACGCACUGCUUUAAUGCCGCACUUUAAGCUAACCACAUCAUAAUACCAUGUGCCAACCAGGUAUGUUUACUAUGUAAUUGCAAGGAUUAAAUUUUUCAUAUCACACCUCAAAAAAAAAAAAAAAAACAUUUUGCAUUAAGAAAAUGAAGCAGAUUUUUCUCAGUUACCCAAUUUAGGUGGAAAUAUGUUAAAAAUAUUCAAUUAUGUAUAAUAUUAAUAAAGGAUAGGGUUUGUUAAUUUAAAUUGACAUGUUAAUGAAGUUUGAAUUAAAAAUGAUUCUGAAAUAUAGGCUUUGUUCAUUUUAUGCAGUGUAGAGAGAAAGGGAGAGACAUAAUAACUGGACAUUUCUUUGUGAAAUAAUCCUUUUCUUUUAUUUCUUGUUUUUCUUCAUCACAUCCUACCUGGUUGGAACACGGUAUAAUAACUGUUUCCAUGUUCAAGCAGCACCGUGCACGACCCAUCUGAGUCACCCCCUAAAUUAAAACCUCCCAAAUCCAUCAGUCCAUCAAGAAUCCAGUCCAUGGGGGCAGCCUCUACCCCAUCCUCCCCAGUGAGUCUCGGUCCCGCCAGCCUUUCCUCUGUUGACAUCAUGGAACUCUCUUGUCGUUUGUUGGAACAUGUGGUCCUCUUGUGGAGUGCUUUCAAGGGGUGCACUUACCCCUCUGUCCAAUGUGGUUCUGUUUGAGCAGACAUGAAUGUUUUGUAAAUGCUUUUUAUAUUGUUUUUUGACUUUACCAAAACCAGUAUGGCGGUUUUAGGAGAACUGUUCUAUUUAUUCAUUUUUUUCAUGUUUAUGUGUCACCUGAGCUGUUUUGCUCCAAAUUCAGGAGUUCCACACGAGGUGGUAGAAGACGCUCAAUGGCUCUCAACUGUUUUCAUUUUCAGACGAAUCGAUCAAAGAAACCGUAUCGCUCUUAGUUCAAACCCAUAGUGCCCUAUUACCAGAACUUUUCAGCACACUGUAAAGUAUGUCCCUGACUGUGGAGAGCUUUGUACAGUAUCGGUUAAAACCAGUGGUGUGUUGCAGGUCAAAUGGAGACCUGGGUUGGAUGAGCGUUUCAGUAUUUGAUGUAUCAACUUUAAAAGCACCUUGUUAACAUAUUUUUAUCGUGAUUGGAUUCAAAGAGAAUUUUUAGCUAUCGAGUGGCCUUUUUGAAACACACCAGUAACGAUAAGCCUAAGGAGUUACUUUGAAACACCACCAAAAUGUUUGAUAUCUCAAGUGUCGAAAUGUGCAUCAUGUUUUGAAUGUUUGUCUGAUAUAUCAAAUAACUUAAAUGAUGUUGUGUGACCCAGGUUUCACGCAGGUGCGACAUUGAAUUAGGAAACUAUUUUCAGGCGAUGUAGACUUAAAAAAAAACAGGGUCCAAAUGCGAACACAAAGACACACUUUAGCUACUGUAAUGUUGCGUGUCUAUACCCUAAACCUAAACCCCAGGUAACUUCGGGAAGCAAUAAAUGCUCACGAGCGUUUUGAUGAACAAGCUAAAUGUGUACAGAUAAUUUUAAUGGUUAAACGUAGAUGGUUGCAAGGUAGAGGACAGCUCUAGAUAUGUAAUGAUUUGGAUUAGUUUAGGAGAAAGAUAUUCUAUGGUAAUGUGUGAUAUGUAUGGAACAAUUUUAGGAAAAAAUUAAACUUCUAAGAUACCAUAUGCUAUGGAAUGGAGAGAUACUUUCUGACAUCAUUAUGCAUGAAAGCUUGAGCAAUAUUGUCCAACACAAAAGCUCAUUGGCUGUAGAAAAUCUGGGAAGCGGGAUGUACUUGUGUUUAAGAGUUGUCUAUCCAAAUGUCACUCACAGAAAAGCGUUUAAAGUUGCGUGCAAGCGUGUGAAUGAGCGUGUGCGCGCGUGCAUGUGUGUGUUCGCUUGCUUUUUCCUGUCAUAGUGCCAUCCAUGUGAUAAAAAAAGACAUUUCACUGAAUACUUAUUUUUGUUAUCAUUGAAAUUGUUAACCAGUCUGCAUAAUGUAUAAAAUAAAAGUAUAUUUUAAAUAUUUUAAAAGAUAUUUUGUAUUUAACCAUAAUAAUUAAUUUCUUCACUCUUGGAUCGAGAUGGCAGUAUUAUGUUGCUGUAUAGAAUGAUAAGAAAAUUCUAUAAUUUUCUAGUGCUUAAAAAAAAAAAAUCAAGAAAAAAUGAUGGGCAAAUUUAAGUCAGAGACCUGCAGCAUGUCCCGUUUUGGCUUCUCGAAGUUUAGGGGCUCUCAUUGAGAACAUUGGACAGUCCCAGGAUUUUUCUGGUAAAUGCUGCAGUAAAAGGCCCACAGUUGAUAUUUGACGCUUUAUAUAGUUGUACUGUUCAUUCAGUUUACAUAAACAUCAAAUAACAAAUUUAGUGGAUCCAUUCACAGCUGCCUAGAAACUUGUUACAGCAAAGGAAAUUGCAACAUUAAAAGUGACUUUGUUUGAUCUUGAUUCCCUUCAAAGCUAAAUGUGGCCUUAUUUUAUUUGAGCAUUUGUACGUCUUCCAUUCAGAAUCAUGCACUGUUAUCAUCAUGAGCUCGUACCAACGUUUUUCUAAAAAGAAAUGAAAAAGAAAUCAAUAAGUAAACAGUCUUUAGAUCACACGCAGCCAAAUAUUUCUUUCUUUCUUUGCACGUACGAUAAGCUAACGUUUGGAUUGAAAGUAAGAUGUGUAGCACACUGACAGGAUCUGUUCCCUAUUUCACUGAAAAUGGCCAUAACUGUUAUAUGAUUUCAAGCUGUUUUCAUGAACUAUGUAGCAUUUUUGCCAUUGUAGCAUUCAAAAAGCCACUGAAUAAUUUUUUUUAUUUUAAUUUGUAAUGGGAGUCAUAAUGAUAACACUGUCUGUAUUUGAAAACACAAGCUGUUGCAUUGUCAUGCCAAGAGUGUCAUCGGUUACAUUUUUAAUGCUUAUUUGGUAUCAUUGGACAUGUCUGGAUAUCAUGUUUAGCAUUUGCAUACAUAAUUUUUUGGUUCCAUGUUUGUAAAUGUUUUAGGCAUUUGAAGUGUAAAUAUGUGACAUAAGGAUAAAAAAACCAAAUUUAAUAAACAUUUUCUACAA